Molecule: messenger RNA, 673 nt
Organism: Anopheles darlingi
Lineage: Eukaryota; Metazoa; Arthropoda; Insecta; Diptera; Culicidae
Gene: Rpp20
Product: ribonuclease P protein subunit p20
Exons: 2
Coding region: 155-673 (172 amino acids)
Biological process (GO): tRNA 5'-leader removal
Cellular component (GO): nucleus; nucleolar ribonuclease P complex; ribonuclease MRP complex
Molecular function (GO): nucleic acid binding
Source: RefSeq, a predicted model, not a curated record
ACCAAAACAAACUUUUUUUGGGUUAGAAUCCGGAGCCUGCAUUUUUACUAAAUUCGCUGCGAAAAGUGAGGAAUUACUAGGAUUUAUUAACAUCCGAGAACGCAUGGAUGGCGUGACUGAACACCGCAACGGAUAAAAAAGACUACAGCAUAGAAUGUCAAGUACACCAGCCAAACCAGCUAUAUCGGCAACGAAAAAGACGGAAGCAAAAAAAACCUCUCAGAAACGGAAUCGCCCGGAAGGCGGUUCCGGCAAGGGUGGCCACAAUCACCGUAAACCGACCGAUCGCCACACGUUGAAGAAACGAGUCCUGCCCAAGUUUUUCACACGGGAAAACGAUAUCUACGUUACCUACAAGUCAGAUUUCACGUACCAAUUCAAAACCUGUCUGGAUCUGCUCAACUCUCACUUGGGUGAAGUGUUUCUGCAUUGCACUGGGCGAGCCAUCAAUCGUGGCAUCAACUUGGCGUUGAGGCUGAAAGCGGAACAUCCCGAAGCGUUCGAGUACGAGGUGAACACGUCGCAGGUGGCCAUCACGGAUGAUCUACAUCCGCUGCACGACGCGGACGAUUUCAACGUACAGCGACGAUUGAACUCCUCCCUGCACGUGCGUCUAUAUCGCACUGUGAAGCUGAAGCCUACCAACAACGCCACCAGCGAAGCGAAAGAUUAA